AUGGCUACUUCAUCCACAGAUUCAUCUAAACAAUGUAUGCAUGGACAAGCUGGUAAUAGUGAUUGGAAAUUACCACGUCUUAUAGCAGCAUGUGACAAAAAAGCACGAGCAGAUGUUUAUGGUACGAUUGAUGCUAGUGAAUAUUUAGAUGCCGAUAAUGUACUUGAUGCUAAACUUGAUAUAGUUGUAUCAUUAAUUAAAAAAAGUCAACAAUUUGUUGUUUAUACUGGUGCUGGUAUUUCAACAUCAUCUGGUAUUGGUGAUUAUGCAUCAAAAGCACCGAAUUCAAUAGUGAUGCGUGAAACAAGUGUUAAUCGUUUAAAAGCUGUACCAACAUUGUCUCAUUAUGUACUUGCCGCACUUGAAAAGAAAAAUUUUCUUAAACAUUGGGUACAGCAAAAUCAUGAUGGUCUUGCUCAACGUGCUGGAUAUCCACAAGAAAAAUUAAAUGAAAUUCAUGGUUCAUGGUUCGAUAAAAAGAAUCCUGUAGUUUUAAUGGAUGAUGACCUUAAACCUGAUUUACAUGAAUGGUUGCAAGAAUGGGCCAAAAAAUCUGAUCUCGUACUUGCUAUGGGCUCAUCAAUGUCUGGUAUGGCAGCAGAUAGGAUUGCAACGAGAGUAGCUGAAAGAGAAGGAACACUUGGUUUAAUUAUUAUUAAUCUACAAAAAACACCACAUGACCAUCUUGCAAC
Molecule: messenger RNA, 692 nt
Organism: Rotaria sp. Silwood1
Lineage: Eukaryota; Metazoa; Rotifera; Eurotatoria; Philodinida; Philodinidae
Source: the annotation of a GenBank genome assembly